Cladophialophora psammophila CBS 110553 is the source of this 1185-nucleotide messenger RNA. RefSeq lists its product as uncharacterized. Gene Ontology annotation, molecular function: oxidoreductase activity. The record is from RefSeq and is a predicted model, not a curated record. The coding region runs from base 1 to 1185 and encodes 394 amino acids. The transcript has 4 exons. Lineage: Eukaryota; Fungi; Ascomycota; Eurotiomycetes; Chaetothyriales; Herpotrichiellaceae.
AUGUCGCCGGCGGCCCUCACUCCCGAGCCAUCUUUUCAGGUUCGACCGAUCAUCAAGCGCAAGGAUCAGAAGUUCAACUUCGGCGCUGUCGUGGAGGGCCUAGAUCUCAACCAUAUUUCCGAUGACGAUGUCAAGCGGUUAAAAGAGACAAUAUGGACGCACAAGGUCAUUGUUGUCAAGGGCCAGAAAGACCUUACUCCCGAGAAACAUUGGGAGCUUGUCACCCGCUUCGAUCCGGACGCUUCUCAGGUGCAUAGCCACGGAAAUCUGGAAACUUUCCAGAAGAAAGGCGGCAUGCUCUCUAAAGCUCGCGACGUCUAUGGCAUCCCUGGAGCCGAAAAUGUGCGCCUGGUUGGUAAAGGUUUUCAAGGUGAGGACCACUAUGGGCUAAAGAAUCUCAACGUCAAAGGGUUAUCGAACGACUUCCACGCCGACCCGCCAGAUGACAAGGACUUCCAUGAAGGCUUCACGCGCUUUCAGAGAUGGCACAUCGACGCGCCGCUGUACGCUCGCGAUCCAGCAUGGUUUACGACACUCCGAGCGGUCAAACUUCCCUCUGGGCCUGACGUGACGAUCCGGUGGGACGACGGGUCCGGGCUCAGCAUGCAAGCACCUCCUGGCCUUACCGCAUUCUUCAGCACGUCACAGCUGUAUGACAUGCUCAGCGAAGAGGAAAAGCAGCUUGCUGACCACAGCUGGGUCGAGUACGCUCCGUAUCCGUACAUGUGGAUUGAGAACUGCAAAGCGCCGUCCACAGGACUCGGCCUCAAGUCCGAGGGCAAAGAACAUACCAUCGAGGAGCUAGGCGAAUACGACGAGAAAGACAUCAAGAGGUAUCCCUGCGUCUGGAUCAACCCCGUGACAGGCGAGAAAGCCUUCCAAGUGCACGGCCUCGCCGCGCGAAAGCUCUUCCUCCGGUCUUCCGCGGACGAGCAAGCCCGAGUCGUCGACAAGGUCGAAGACAUCCGCGCGUUUCUGCACAACAUUCAAUCCCGCGUCCUCCGUCCCGAGUACAUCUGGUUGCCGGAGAUCCAGGAAGGCGACAUCGUCAUGUGGGACAACUACGGCCUGUUCCACACCGCGGUGGACUACCCGAUCAAGUACGGCCCUCGGUCCAUGCACCAGGCCAACAUCGGCGCGAGCAAGGGGCCCGUUGGACCUGUGCCCAUCCCUCUUGUCUGCUGA